This is a messenger RNA of Rhagoletis pomonella (apple maggot), 681 nucleotides long. RefSeq names its product rRNA 2'-O-methyltransferase fibrillarin-like. Bases 292 to 540 code for a protein of 82 amino acids. Lineage: Eukaryota; Metazoa; Arthropoda; Insecta; Diptera; Tephritidae. The transcript is spliced from 2 exons. The record is from RefSeq and is a predicted model, not a curated record.
UUUCCUCUUCCCUUACUCAUCUGCUGUUUGUGCAGCACCGUUAAGGCCCUCCCACUUGUGCUUGAAUUGCAUUAUUGUAGCACAUUGCCCCGUUUUGCGCCACCUCACAGUGCGCCGUAUUGGAGCGUUAACUCAAUUGCAUAACCCUACGAAAACCCCCUCUGCUUGGGAAAAUAAGCAGCAGUACUAUAACAAAUUCUGAUGCUCGUCACUGAUCGUAUAUAAAAUGCUUGGGCCACAGUAAACAUCGUAUCACUUCAGCCAGGGUAUCGCAAUAUUAACAAGUGAAAAAUGAAAUUUCACAUAUUGUUGGCAGUUUUUUUCGCCGUUUUGGCGCUAGUUAAAGGUGUGCCAGUGCCAGGUGGUGGUGGCGGUGGCGGCGGCGGUGGUGGUGGCCGCGGCUGCAAUUGUGAGCGUGGAGGUGGUGGAGGUGGCGGCGGCGGAGGCGGUGGGGGAUGGGGCAAUGGUCCUGGAGGUCCUGGGGGCGCUGGCGGUCCUGACUGCGUUAGACCUUCUUGGAUGCCACCAUGUCCUCCAUAAGAUGAUUUUGUAUUGAAGACGUCAGAGGCAUUAAUACCUUCAUACCUCCGUAUUAGACCAAAUUUUACACCAUUCGAUUAUAAGAUCCUUACACACAUACUUAUACGUAUUUAUAAAUGAAACCAAAAGCUUUAAAAAUAA